UUUCACUGUUUUGUGCUUUUGAUAAGAAUCUGCAGCAGGUGUUAGGUGGGAGGUAGAGGUAGUGUUACGAGACGAGAGCGCCUGUAUCCAGCGUUUCACAUCUCGCGCGAUCUCAGUGGCUAGCGGCUCAUCUAAUUUUAAUGCCCACAAUCAUGGCCGCUCUCCGCCGAGUGAUUUUUACCUUUGGUAAAUCGGUGAGGGAUAAUGUUGCAGCUGUUCGCGUCAGACAUGUGUUUGGUGGAACAACAGAAAAGGGUGCGAGAUCUGUGAAAUCUGGAAUUGCAGGAGUUUGUUUUGCUGCGGGUGGGGCCGCUUUCUGCUAUUAUUAUUAUUCCAGUCAACAUGACCCGUCUAUGAGCAAGUCCAAGCGGAAUAAGGCAUUCCCGUUGAGUGGCAAUGACAGAAGCAGCUUGGUGCCGCUGCCUGCGGUUUCCGCAAAAGAAAAGUUUAGGAGCCUUGAUUUGGAAGAUACAGAUGUGUACAUUUCAGCUAAUGAACAAAGAUUCAGGAUGUUUUCUUCUGUUGAGUAUGAAGGACAACUUUACAUGACACCUCAGAACUUCAUUGAAUCGGUAACGAUGGAUGAGCCCAAAAGCAGAAGGCAUUGGAGGUCUCUCUCAAAACAGGAGCUAGAGCAAAUACUGUCAGAUACACCACCUGUGUGGAAAGGAACAUCAACAUUGUUCCGAAAUCUACGUGAUCGAGGUAUUAUUGCCUACACAGAAUAUCUUUUCCUGCUAUGCAUUUUGACAAAACCUCAUGCAGGAUUUAAGAUAGCUUUCAACAUGUUUGAUGCUGAUGGCAACCAGAUGGUGGACAAAAGGGAAUUUUUAGUGCUACAAGAGAUAUUCAGAAAGAAAAACGAGAAGGGAAGAAAAGGAGAUGCAGAAAAGUCUGCACAGUUGAAUAUGCAACUUUAUGGAUAUCAGUUUGCUCCUGUAACCAGCGUUCUUAAAAGUGACAUUCAGGAGUUUGCCCCCAGAAGCUACUGGGAUAUACUAAGGCAGAGCACAAGCCAAGCACUCUUUUCAGACCUCGCAGAGGAUUAUAGACUAGAGCGUUCGGAUGAAAAUAUAAUGAUAGACACAACUCUGCUGGUGCAUUUCUUUGGGAAGAAGGGAAGGGCAGAGCUGAACUUUGAUGACUUUUACAGAUUUAUGGAUAAUCUUCAGACUGAAGUUCUGGAAAUUGAAUUUCUUACUUAUUCCAAGGGAAUGACCACUAUCAGUGAAGAGGAUUUUGCCCGCAUUUUGUUGCGUUACACAAAUGUGGAAAACACCAGCAGUUACCUGGACAAUGUACGCGAAAGAAUUGCAGAUGAAAAGGGUAUCACAUUUGAUGAAUUCCGAUCAUUUUUCCAGUUUUUGAACAAUCUGGAAGACUUUGCCAUUGCAAUGCAGAUGUACAAUUUUGCAAACAGGUCAGUUGGUCAAGAUGAGUUUAAGCGUGCAGUUUAUGUAGCAACAGGUUUAAAACUUUCUCCACAUUUGGUCAACACUGUCUUCAAAAUCUUCGAUGUGGACAGAGAUGAUCAGCUUAGCCACAAAGAAUUUAUUGGGAUUAUGAAGGACAGACUGCAUAGAGGAUCUCGAGUAACGUAUGCAGAUAGUUCUGUGCCAUUUGCCACAUGUGUGAAGACAGAGAUUGGAAAACAUUUCAGACAUCUGAGACGGCGAUAUGAAGAAAACGUUUAAUUUGUACUUUAUAAAAAGGGCUUGUGGCUAAAUACAUAGUAUUGUAUGAUAUUUAAUUCGUAAACCAUCUCUGACAAACAAGUAGCAAUCUAUAUUCUGGUUUUGAAGAUACAAUGCAUUUUUUCAAGCAUUUGCACUUGGUUAUAAGGUGUACCUCACUAACUGAAGAACAGUCUAUAGUUUUGUAAUUAUUCUCUAUUUAUUUGAAACUAUUUAUCAAGCAAAUACUUUUUUGAUUACUUAUGUGCCUUUUACUUUAGACUUCUACUUUUCUAUUGUGCAGUGAAAGAUCUCUUAUGAAAUGCUUUAAUGAAGCACAUUGUCUCUGAAUUCAAUUAGUAUAGUAUAUUGAAGUUUAGUAUAAAAGUUAACAUUUUUGUGCUUUCCUUUAUUUCUGUUAAAAUAUUUAUUGCAUUUCAAAUGUGCAAUUUUCAGCUUUUUCUCUUUUUAUAAGCCUGCAUGACAUGACAAAUUUCAGCAAUAAUAAUGAAUGUUUUCUAUAUUUAUUGUAUUUUUAGUGUAUAUAAUUGUUUAAUUUGAUUUUUCAUUCUAACUUAUAGCUAUUUAUAACCCAGUUAUUUUGUCAUGCUCCUUAGGUUUGCAUUCAAACAUUAAAAUAUAACUGGACAUAUAUUGCUCAUAUAUUUACUGUAUGAAAAAUAAUUUUAGGUUGAAUGACUUAUUCACUAUGUUAAAUGCAUGAAUACACCUACUUGUGUAAUUUGUAAGAAAAUAUUUUUGUUUUUGUCUUCUUUACCAAAAAUCUAAUUUUAUCUUAAAAUAAUUAUUCAGUAUGCAGUAAAUAUCUUAUUUGAUAAAUAGAUAAUUCUUUUGCUUUUAUUAAUUAAGGUCAUGUUUUUCACAUUUAUUAUGACUGUAUAUUAUAAAAAAUAGGCCUUUGGGUAAUAGAACUUGCAUGGGCCUCAUAGUGUUAAUGACCAGGCAGCACUGCAGCUCUCAUUAAUGUGCUGAUGCAGGAGUACAGUACAUUUAUGUUCCAUCUGUCAGCAAAAGAUCUGAAUUACUACAAGAUUCCAUGACAGUAGCAGGUCAUCCACUUAUGUGGAAGAGACCUUGUUCAUACAGAGUAGCUAUAGGGCUUUAGGAAUACUUUAUAUUGUUUCCUUUGAAAGUCAAAUAAAAUUAUU
This is a messenger RNA of Polypterus senegalus (gray bichir), 2842 nucleotides long. It is a transcript of the gene micu3a, whose product is annotated as mitochondrial calcium uptake family, member 3a. The record is from RefSeq and is a predicted model, not a curated record. Bases 141 to 1694 code for a protein of 517 amino acids. Gene Ontology annotation, cellular component: uniplex complex. Gene Ontology annotation, biological process: mitochondrial calcium ion homeostasis; calcium import into the mitochondrion. The transcript has 15 exons. Gene Ontology annotation, molecular function: calcium ion binding. NCBI's taxonomy places the organism in Eukaryota, Metazoa, Chordata, Cladistia, Polypteriformes, Polypteridae.